Sus scrofa (pig) is the source of this 2100-nucleotide messenger RNA. RefSeq names its product carboxypeptidase B2 (gene CPB2). Gene Ontology annotation, biological process: proteolysis; fibrinolysis. NCBI's taxonomy places the organism in Eukaryota, Metazoa, Chordata, Mammalia, Artiodactyla, Suidae. The record is from RefSeq and is a predicted model, not a curated record. Gene Ontology annotation, molecular function: metallocarboxypeptidase activity; zinc ion binding.
AGUCCAUGCCACAGCCACAUGGCAUGGCCAGGGAUCGAACCUGAGUCCUCACGGAUACGGGUCGGGGUCGUUCAUGCCGAGCCAUGAUGGGAACUCCCCAGCCAGAAUCUUUUACUUCUUCAAAGAGCUCCUGUUCUUUUAUGGGUGGACCCCUCCUUCCACAUGGACGAGGAAAGCUCUCUUUGCAUGGAGAUUCUAUAAUGGUCCAGACUAGCUCUCCUUCCCAGCCCUGUACCAGCAGUCAGUUUUGAAACACUCACCUUCUAGGUCUUCAUCUAAGUUGAAAACGUUGAAAAAGACAAAGACCAGGGGAGACCUCAGCUGGACCCUACGGGAGACUCCGCUCUGCAUGGGCUGGAAUCUACUGAUCAGCACUCUAUGGCUCUGGUUCAGCAAAGCAGACACGCUUGUGCUGUUUUACCAGUGUUUUUGUCUUGGCCUCAUCUUCCCUGAGGAGUUAAAUAUUUUCUAGAGCGUCUAACCUGAGAACAGCUGUCACCCUGCUUUCUCUUUGGGGGUGGAAGUAGACGAGAAGUCGAUGGAUCACAGCAAGCAGAGGGAACACGCCAUUACAUUUUAACCAGUGUGUAAAGACGGCUCUUAGGUCAUCGGCUCUCCGGACCCUUCUCUUCAGAGAAUUGUGGUUUAUAGCAAAUCACUGCUGGGAUGAAGCUUUAUAGCUUUGCAGUCCUGGUAGCCGCCGUUCUCCUCUGUGAGCAGGAUGUCUUCGCGUUUCAGAGUGGCCAGGUUUUAUCUGCUCUUCCUAGAACCUCUAGGCAAGUUCAAAUUCUGCAGAAUCUUACUACAACGUAUGAGAUUGUGCUCUGGCAGCCAGUAACAGCUGAUGUAAUUGAGAAGAAAAAAGAAGUCCAUUUUUUUGUGAAUGCAUCUGAUGUAAGCGCUGUGAAAACUCAUUUAAAUGAGAGCGGAAUUCCAUCCAGUGUCUUGUUGGAAAAUGUGGAAGACCUGAUCCAGCAGCAGACUUCCAACGACACCGUCAGCCCCCGGGCCUCGUCCUCGUACUACGAACACUAUCACUCACUAGAUGAGAUCUAUUCUUGGAUAGAGGUUAUAACUGAGCGGCAUCCUGAUAUGAUUGAAAAAAUCCACAUUGGAUCCUCAUAUGAGAAGCGCCCACUUUAUGUUUUAAAGGUUUCUACAAAAGAACAAAAGGCCAAAACUGCCGUCUGGAUUGACUGUGGAAUCCAUGCCCGAGAAUGGAUCUCUCCUGCUUUCUGCUUGUGGUUCAUAGGCCAUGCAACUCAUUUCUAUGGGGCAGAAAAACUUUACACCAGUCUUCUGAGGCACAUGGACUUCUAUGUUAUGCCAGUGGUUAAUGUGGAUGGUUAUGACUACACGUGGAAAAAGAAUCGGAUGUGGAGGAAGAACCGUUCUUUUCAUGAAAAUAAUCCUUGCAUUGGAACAGACCUGAACAGGAACUUUGCCUCCAAACACUGGUGUGAGGAAGGUGCCUCAAGUUUCUCGUGCUCAGAAACCUACUGUGGACCUUACCCAGAGUCGGAACCAGAAGUGAAGGCGGUGGCUGAUUUCCUGAGAAGAAACAUCAACCACAUCAAAGCUUACAUCAGCAUGCACUCGUACUCCCAGAAGAUCGUGUUUCCAUAUUCCUAUAGCAGAAGCAAAACCAAAGACCACGAGGAACUGUCCCUGUUGGCCAGUGAAGCAGUCCAUGCCAUUGAGAAAACCAGUAAACAUAUCAGAUACACGCAUGGCAGUGGUUCAGAAAGUUUAUAUCUAGCUCCUGGAGGUUCGGAUGACUGGAUCUAUGACUUGGGCAUCAAAUAUUCGUUUACAAUUGAACUUCGAGAUACAGGCAGAUUUGGAUUCUUGCUGCCAGCGCGUUUCAUCAAACCCACUUGUAGAGAAGCUUUCGCUGCUGUCUCUAAAAUAGCUUGGCAUGUCAUCAGAAAUGUUUAAUGCCCUUGAUUUUUUUCCCCUUCGGUUCCCAGAGUGAAAUUUACUGAUUCCAGCAAGAUCAAAUCAUUGUACCAGUUUCUUUUUAUCAGUAGUUUUGAUAAAAGGUUUUCCUAUUACUUAGUUUUGUCAAAGAAAAAAAUAAAUGCUACCUUAAAAUUGUCA